AUGUCCGGCCAGUUUUCCACCAUCAUCUACGAAAAACGUGGCGGCGUGGCAUAUCUGUCCCUGAACCGACCAGCGCAGCUGAACGCCUUUUCGGUAUCCAUGCGGGACGACCUUGCAGAGGUUCUUUCCGCAGUGGCCGAGGAUCCCGACGUGCAAUGUCUGCUGAUUACAGGCCAGGGGCGCGCAUUUUGCGCCGGAGCAGACCUCAGCGAAUUUGGUUCAGCGCCUUCGCAGGUCAUUGCGCGCCGGGUACGCUGGCAGCGGGACGUCUGGGGCCAACUGAUUGGCCUGCGACAGCCAAUCGUGGUUGCCGUGCAUGGGUACUGCAUAGGCUCCGGGGUGGAGAUCGCGCUGCUGGCUGAUGUACGGAUUGCGGCGGUUGACGCCAUCUUUGCGCUGCCUGAAGUGCGGCUGGGAAUGAUUCCGGCAGCGGGCGGGACCCAAACCGGGCCAGCCAGCAUGGGCCCGUCGAGGGCUCUGGACCUGUUGCUGACCGGCCGACAGCUGGGAACGAAGGAAGCGUUGAAUCUUGGCUUGGUAAGUCGCGUUGCUAAGCCCGACGAUUUGAUCGCCGACGCCUGGGAAAUCGCCGGGCAACUGGCGGUUCAACCAGCCCAUCUCAAUUCCAGGUUGCGCCGAAGCCUGCGCGAGGGGGCCGACCUGUCCCUUAGCGCCGGGCUGGACAUGGAACAAAAACUGGCAGCAGCAGCAAUGGGCGCGGGUUCCCAUUAG
This is a messenger RNA of Geodia barretti, 732 nucleotides long. The record is from the annotation of a GenBank genome assembly. Lineage: Eukaryota; Metazoa; Porifera; Demospongiae; Tetractinellida; Geodiidae.